This is a messenger RNA of Haemonchus placei, 648 nucleotides long. The record is from the annotation of a GenBank genome assembly. Lineage: Eukaryota; Metazoa; Nematoda; Chromadorea; Rhabditida; Trichostrongylidae.
AUGUCUCGGGUCGGCGUAUUUGGCCAAAUUUCCGAGAUCACGGACCAUCUGUUUCUGUCCGGUGCCGGCUGUUUGAAACCGGAAAAAAUUAAACAAAAACGAAUUGUAUUCGUUGUAAAUGCUACUACGGAAGAACCGAACUCGUAUAUUCAAGGUGUUGAAUACAUGAAAGUUCGAAUAGACGAUCAUCCGUAUGCCCGCAUCCAGGACUAUUUUGAUCAGGUCGCAGACAAAAUCAAAGCUGUCAAGGAUCGCGGUGGGAAGACUUUAGUGCAUUGCAUGGCUGGUGUUUCUCGUUCGGCAUCUCUGGUAAUGAUCUACCUCGUAAAACAUGAACGUAUGACCCUACGACAGGCCUAUCACUAUGUACGAUCAGCACGGCCGGUGAUACGGCCAAAUGUGGGCUUUUGGAAACAGAUGGUCGAUUUUGAAAGGCGACUUCGAGGUGUCGCCUCGGUAACGAUGGUGAUGACGAAUCAAUGCGACCUACCGAUUCCCGAUAUUUACGUGGAAGAUUUGAAACGAGCUCAAGAACGUGAACAACUACAGCAGAAGACGUCAAUAAGUAGUAACGGAAGCAGUUCGUUGAUUCGACCACCCGUACCGGUACUGUCAUCGACGAAACGGCGAGGAUAUUCAGCCAGGUAA